AUGGCUUAUGCUUCUCUCGUCUCCCUUGAAAACACCAUAGAUCGAUUCCUGAAUCAUAAUCCAUUUUCCAUAUCUGUUGAAGAAAACCAACAAAUUGCAUCUCUCCUCGAGUAUGUUACUCCCAUUCGAGACUUUCUUGAAGAAUUUCCAGACGAAUCCCAGAGUUUGGAAGAGCAAAUGAGGGAACUGGCAAAUGCAGCAGAAGAUAUUCUAGAAUAUCUUGUGUUGGAGAAGGUUUUUUUGCCUUGUGAUGAUGACUCUGAAUCCCAUCAUCCAAGUGGAAGAAACCACAAACUCCACCUGAAAAAAGUUAUCGAGCAGACUUGUUUGAAGCUGGAAAAAGUGAAGGAGGAGUUUCCUGAAGAUUUCCCAGACGAAUCGAAAGCCAACAGUUUGGAAGCCCGAAUCAGGGAAGCUGGAGACAUCUGUGAGUUUUUCGAGUGGGUGGAAACUCACAGACGUUUUAGAGAAAAGUGGAGAUUUUUACCUGCAGAGUUUGCCAAGUUCAAGUUCAAGUCUAAACUCCAGUUCAUACACCACUUGAACAAGACAAGGAAUGAAAUCGAUUCGAUCAUGAAGGAGGUGAUGGCCAUCAAGAAUAACGCUUCAUCAUCUACACUUGCACCAGUUGAUGAUAUAGUUGGUUUCAAUGAAGAUGAUGGCGAUGAAUCUAAAUGCCAUCGAAGUGCAAGACACGAGCUCCAGCUGGAAAAAGUUAUCGAGGAGAUUGCUUCGCUUGCUGCAAAAGUGAAGAACAUAAAGGAUAGUUCCACUUCCAGCAGCAAAGAUUGUUUUCCAACAGCUGCUCCACCUAUCCACAGAAACUCCAUGGUUGGUUUUGAAGAUCAUGUGAGGAACAUCAAGGACCGGCUCUGUGGAGAAACACCCAAGCUUCAGAUCAUUCCAAUAUGUGGUAUGGGUGGCAUCGGCAAAACUACUCUAGCUAGAAAUGUUUACGAUGAUCCAUUAAUUACAGGUCACUUUGUGAUACGUGUUUGGGUUACAAUAUCACAAGAUUGUAGUGAACAGAGAGUUCUUUCAGGCCUUCUUGAGUCCUUGAAAGAGUACAACACAUGUAGAUUGGGAAAAAGUGAUGGCGAAAAAGUGUACCAAAUUUUAAUGGGUAGGAAGUAUUUGGUUGUGAUGGAUGAUAUUUGGAGAAGUGAGGCAUGGGAUAUUGUUAGGAAUGUGUUUCCUGAUAAUGUCAAUGGAAGUCGUAUCAUGCUAACCACAAGGUUGUAUGAUGUGGCUUCUUAUCCUAACCCUUCAAGCAAGUGUUACGAGUUGGGUUUAUUGGAUGCAGAUCAGAGUUGGAAUUUGCUUAAACAGAAGGUGUUUUGUCCUUCCAAUUUUGAAGAUAUUGGGAAGGAGAUUGCAAGAAGAUGCAAAGGAUUGCCUCUCGCAAUUGUGGUGAUUGCGGGGCUUCUCUCCACAGUCAGUAAGAAUCCAACUUCAUGGCAUGAGAUUGCGGAAAAGUUGAAGUCUACAAAAACUGCAGAGCAAGAGCAGAUCGAAGAGAUACUAUCUUUGAGCUACGUCGAAUUACCUCAAUAUUUGAGGCCAUGUUUCUUGUACAUGGCUUCCUUUCCGGAAGAUCAUCAGAUCCAUGCAAAGAAACUCAUCAGAUUAUGGGUAGCUGAGGGCUUUGUGAAAUAUCCAAGCAACUCUGAAAGCUUUGAAAAGGUGGGAGAAGAGUGUUUAGAUGAACUCGUCAGGAGAAAUCUUGUUUUGGUCACAAAGAGGAAAUUUGAUGGAAGAAUCAAAAGCUGCAGCCUCCAUGAUCUGAUGAGGGAGUUGUGCAUUAGCAAAGCUCGUGAAAGUAAGUUUUUCUUGAAUAUGAUGGAUAGGCAUAUUGAAAAGGAGCAUUUCAUAGAAAGCAUAGAGAAUCAUCGUCGUGUAAGUCUUGAUACUUCUUAUCUACGCUACCUUUCAAGCAAUGGUGGCUCGACCAUCCAUUCCAUCAGAUGCUCGAAAUAUCAUUUAGUGAAACUGGACUUUCUCGAGGGUGUUAGAUUGCUGAGGGUAUUGGAUGCUGAAUCUGCUGAUGUGAAAUCAUUGCCAGCCCAGCUAUUUGAUCUAUUUCAUCUAAGAUACCUUGCUGUUAGGUAUAGUCAUCAUGUCCCUAGAAUCUUAUCAAACCUUCAAAAUCUGCAAACCUUAAUCAUUCGCGAGGAGCGAUCCAAGUUUGGAGUUGGAGAGGCUUGUGAGAUAUUGGUGCCGUGGUGCAUGCCACAGUUAAGACAUGUCUACUUUAACGGGAAAAUUUGCUUUCAAGAUCCCGAAGAAACAACUUGUUCUCUAGAGAAUCUGCAGACAGUUUCGUAUGUUGAUAGUGAGUGUUGCAGUGAGCAGUUCCUGAAAAAGAUCUCCAACCUUAAGAAACUGAAGGUGGAUUGCUCUGCUGGUCUAGAUGUAGUCUGCUUGAAUGAUCUGGUACAUCUGCAUCGACUCGAGAAUCUGGUGGUAUCUGCUGGUCGUUGGGUUAUGUCUCGCCCCAACUACUACAGUUUUGCGUUUCCUGAGAAGCUCAGAAAGCUGAGCUUGAGGGAUUUGCAGGGACAUACUUGUCAUCGGUUCGUUGCCAAAUCUUCAAGUGCUGAAACUGAAAAGCUGCACUUGUGUUGGUGGAGAAUGGGAAACAAGACAAGGAGCAUUUCCAGUGUUGGAAGUUCUUCUAGUUAA
Messenger RNA from Salvia miltiorrhiza (redroot sage), 2682 nucleotides. Its product is annotated as putative disease resistance protein At1g50180. Gene Ontology annotation, biological process: defense response to other organism. The coding region runs from base 1 to 2682 and encodes 893 amino acids. Gene Ontology annotation, molecular function: ADP binding. The transcript has a single exon. The record is from RefSeq and is a predicted model, not a curated record. Lineage: Eukaryota; Viridiplantae; Streptophyta; Magnoliopsida; Lamiales; Lamiaceae.